AUGGCUUCCCAAACGAUUCAACCCCAUUCCCUUAUCACACCUAAAAGAUUCUCCAUUUCCGAUUCCAUCCGUUACAUCUUUCGAGAACAACGCUUGCUCUUUGUCGUCGUCGGAAUCGCCAUUGCAGCUCUCAUAUCCAAUCUCCUCCUCAUUCCUUCUCCCUUGCCAUCCCAACAGAUCUCUCACUCUAUGCACAUUGCCGAAUCCACUUCCGUACCUCGCCGGAGAGCCUACGAGCUUCAUUCCGAUCACCUCAAUCCUGGUGGGAGGAUCCCUCUUGGGUUGAAGCCCAAGAGUAUGAGGGUGUUAGUGACGGGUGGAUCCGGGUUCGUCGGAAGCCAUCUGGUGGACCGUCUGAUGGCUCGUGGCGAUAAUGUGAUCGUAGUCGAUAACUUUUUUACAGGUCGAAAAGAUAACGUACUCCAUCAUCUCAGGAACCCUAGGUUCGAGCUCAUUCGACACGACGUCGUUGAACCCAUCUUGUUAGAAGUUGAUCAAAUCUACCAUCUUGCUUGCCCUGCUUCGCCCGUUCAUUACAAAUACAACCCUGUCAAAACCAUCAAGACGAAUGUGGUGGGAACGCUGAACAUGCUAGGACUCGCAAAGAGGAUUAACGCACGAUUCUUGUUAACGAGUACGAGUGAGGUGUAUGGUGAUCCUCUUGAACACCCUCAGGUUGAAACCUAUUGGGGCAAUGUCAACCCCAUUGGCGUUAGAAGCUGUUACGAUGAAGGAAAGCGUGUUGCCGAGACCCUCACCAUGGACUAUCAUAGAGGGCUUAACAUUGAGGUUAGAAUUGCUCGGAUUUUCAACACAUACGGACCACGAAUGUGUCUUGAUGAUGGGCGUGUAGUUAGCAAUUUUGUUGCUCAGGCAUUGAGGAAGGAACCGAUGACUGUUUAUGGAGAUGGAAAGCAAACCAGGAGCUUCCAAUAUGUUUCCGACUUGGUGGAAGGAUUAAUGAGGUUGAUGGAAGGAGAACAUGUUGGACCUUUUAAUCUCGGAAACCCUGGUGAAUUCACCAUGCUUGAACUGGCCAAGGUGGUGCAAGAUACGAUCGAUCCAAAUGCAAAGAUCGAGUUCAGACCAAACACAGAAGACGAUCCACACAAGAGGAAGCCGGAUAUUUCAAGAGCGACGGAGCUUCUGGGGUGGCAGCCGGUGGUUCCCCUGCGUGAAGGACUUCCUCUGAUGGUAUCAGAUUUCCGGCAACGCAUCUUCGGAGACCUGAAAGAUGGUGAUAGCAGCACGAGUACGUUUACGUCUGUGUAA
Messenger RNA from Cynara cardunculus var. scolymus (artichoke), 1272 nucleotides. RefSeq names its product UDP-glucuronic acid decarboxylase 2-like. The transcript has 8 exons. The record is from RefSeq and is a predicted model, not a curated record. Gene Ontology annotation, cellular component: cytoplasm. Lineage: Eukaryota; Viridiplantae; Streptophyta; Magnoliopsida; Asterales; Asteraceae. Gene Ontology annotation, biological process: D-xylose metabolic process. Gene Ontology annotation, molecular function: NAD+ binding; UDP-glucuronate decarboxylase activity. Bases 1 to 1272 code for a protein of 423 amino acids.